UGACAAAAGUGAAAAUGAUAAAUAAUCAAUGCAGGAGGACAUCUUAAAGUAUUAGAGACAGGUGUCAGUUUUCAGUUGAUGCUGAUGCUGCAGACUGGCGCGAGAGGGGAGGGGGCGAUGCCGUGACGUCACGCGGGAGAGCCGAGGGACCGGAGGAGGAGAGAUGCGAGGACAGGGGAAGACCGGAGGAGCACGAUAAAAACUGAGAAAGCACGGAAAAACGUGAAACGUUAAACAGCGGCGUCAACAUGAUGCCGGCGUCCUUCCGUCUGCUGUUUGCAAGCCAGUAAUGCAUGAAGAGCAUCCCGGAUAAAGUGUGAGCAGAAUGUCAUCUCCUGGAAUGGGCACCCCGAGCGACCCCCUGCUGUCCAGUCCUGUAGGGGGGAAGUUUGGGACUGCUCAGGAAGGCACCUGGAGACCCACUCUGUCCAAAACGUCCAGUUUCCCAUCGUCCACCACACGGCACCUCAGUCACAGAGCCAACAACUUCCAGAGGCACCCGAAGCGACGGAAACUGAUCAGGCCGUCUCCGCCGCCGCCGCCGAACACGCCGUGUCCCCUGGAACAACUCGACCUGAGCGAACUUCCUCCGAGACGCACUUUCCCCGAGCUUCUCUUCAAUGGCUGCAUUUUGUUUGGGAUCGAGUUCAGCUACGCGAUGGAAACGGCGUACGUCACGCCUGUGCUACUUCAGAUGGGGUUGCCCGACCAGUUCUACAGUCUUGUGUGGUUCAUCAGUCCAAUUUUAGGAUUUUUACUACAACCAAUUCUUGGGGCAUGGAGUGACCGAUGUACGUCUCGCUUUGGUCGCAGGAGACCUUUUAUUUUUGCCCUGGCAAUAGGGGCUCUGCUGGGUCUAACGUUGGUGCUGAAUGGACGGGACAUUGGAUCGGCUGUGGCGGACACCACCCUGGAUCACAAGUGGGGCAUCGUGCUGACAGUGUGCGGCGUGGUUCUGAUGGACUUCAGUGCCGACUCAGCGGACAACCCCAGUCAUGCGUACAUGAUGGAUGUGUGUAGCCCAGAGGACCAGGACCGAGGCCUAAAUAUACACGCUCUUCUGGCAGGUCUUGGCGGUGGCUUCGGGUACAUUGUGGGUGGCAUUAACUGGGACAAAACUGAGUUCGGAAGGUCGAUGGGUGGCCAGCUCCGGGUCAUAUACCUGUUCACCAGCAUCACCCUCGCUGCCACCACGGCCAUGACCCUCACCAGUAUCCCAGAGCGAACUCUACCCCAGUCCCAGGCUCAAACCAGGACCACCCGCAACCUUAAGAGCCCCAAUCUUCCUUUGCCGCCCUCCCCACCUCCUCCUCCUGGAGCUUCUGCGGACCAGGACGACGAGGAUGAGGACGAAGCCCUUUAUAACAGCCAGUUCGCCAAUUGCCGCUACCAGGAUCCACUGGGCCGCUCGAGUAGCGCCAACGCACGUCUCUACGCAGGCCUCACCAGCCCCAUUUCCCCUCUGAGUCCUCUGACGCCCAAAUACGGCAGCUUCAUCAGUCGGGAUAACUCGCUCACGGGCAUUAAUGAGUUUGCUUCCUCCUUAGGCACCUCCUACAUAGACAGAGUAUUGAUUGAAUGCUACACCGGACAGCAGACUCCAUUAGAACCUGAGGUGGUGGCUCCGCCUCUUCCUCCUGGGGACACGUCCCCUCCUCCUCAAAGUCAAACGCCUGCCGUAAAUGAAGUUGCCCAGCAAAACAAACUCUCCCAGCCUAAUGGAGAGCUGUUGGCGAUUGAAGCGCUGCAAGCUAAUGAGCAAAAGCAAGCCAUUGAACCUGCUGACCAGCCUAAUGAGGGCCAACAGGCUGCGUUGGGAUCACAGAGAGGCAGUGCCUCAGGGAUACUGAAGCGCCCCCAGAGUCUGGCCUUAAUGGAGGACCCGCUGAUUGCUCCGAGUGGUGGUUUGGACAAUGGUCGUAGACGCACUGUCACCUUCAGUCAACAGGUGGCAAAUAUACUGCUGAAUGGUAUGCGUUAUGACAGUGACCUCAGUGACAACCAUGAAGCAGCAGACUCUCAAAUGUCAAUAAAGCUGCUCUGUACCGCCAUCUACAGGAUGCCUCCAUGUUUACGAAGCCUGUGCACCAACCAUUUCCUGGGUUGGUUAUCGUUCGAGGGGAUGCUGCUCUUUUACACAGACUUUAUGGGGGAGGUUGUGUUUGGUGGCGACCCAAAGGCCCACCACGAUUCAGAGGAGUACAAGCGCUACAAUUCAGGCAUCACCAUGGGCUGCUGGGGGAUGUGCAUCUAUGCAUUUAGUGCUGCUUUUUAUUCAGCCAUUCUUGAGAAGCUGGAGGAGCGGUUCUCAUUGCGUUCUCUGUAUUUUUUCGCCUAUCUGGCCUUUGGUUUGGGCACAGGGCUGGCCACUCUCUCCACCAACCUGUACGUGGUGCUGUCUCUCUGCGUCACCUACGGCGUUCUCUUCUCUUCUCUCUGUACGCUGCCUUACUCUCUGCUCUGUGAAUACUACCAGAGCCCGCAGCUGUUUUGGCGGAUGGCUGCUGCUAACGGUUCGAUAGAAAUGGUGAAUAAUGAGGGAGAGAGUGGGCAUCCUUGUCUAGUCCCGCGGUGCAGUGUGAAGCUACGUGAUGUUAGUCCAUUAGUGAUGACAGUGACUGAAGUUCUGCGGCUCAUCAGAGGACGGGACCAGGCGUGGUAUGGGGGUGGACAUCUCCCUGCUCAGCUGUCAGUACUUCCUGGCACAGAUCCUGGUUUCGGUGGCGAUGGGCCCUCUGACAUCGCUGGUGGGUGGGGCCCAGGGCGUGAUGUACUUUGCGAGUCUGAUGUCAUUUGUGGGGUGCCUGUACUCCUCACUGUGUGUGGUGUACCAUCUGCCACCACCGAGGGUGAGCCUCCCAGAUUCUGCGGCUCAUCAGAGGACGGGACCAGGCGUGGUAUGGGGGUGGACAUCUCCCUGCUCAGCUGUCAGUACUUCCUGGCACAGAUCCUGGUUUCGGUGGCGAUGGGCCCUCUGACAUCGCUGGUGGGUGGGGCCCAGGGCGUGAUGUACUUUGCGAGUCUGAUGUCAUUUGUGGGGUGCCUGUACUCCUCACUGUGUGUGGUGUACCAUCUGCCACCACCGAGGGUGAGCCUCCCAGAGUGA
Molecule: messenger RNA, 3106 nt
Organism: Onychostoma macrolepis
Lineage: Eukaryota; Metazoa; Chordata; Actinopteri; Cypriniformes; Cyprinidae
Gene: slc45a1
Product: solute carrier family 45 member 1
Exons: 11
Coding region: 326-3106 (926 amino acids)
Biological process (GO): transmembrane transport
Cellular component (GO): membrane
Molecular function (GO): sucrose:proton symporter activity
Source: RefSeq, a predicted model, not a curated record